Messenger RNA from Cuscuta epithymum, 1759 nucleotides. NCBI's taxonomy places the organism in Eukaryota, Viridiplantae, Streptophyta, Magnoliopsida, Solanales, Convolvulaceae. The record is from the annotation of a GenBank genome assembly.
GAAGUAUUACCCACAAGGCCACGACCUGUUUGCUUACCCCAUAAAUGCACACAGCUGGAUGAAGACAGUAUAUCCUUCUCCUUCUAGCUGGUUCAUACUCUGCAUCUCUGGGAAAGCUUCAAAGCUAAGAAAUCUGAACCCAACAAAGGAGUAUGGCAAAUGUGGGAAAUCGUAAAUGGGCGUAUGGAUUUGCUUGUUUUAUGCUUUUCGUUUUGAGAACAGAAGGCUUCUUUGUGGAUAUCACUUAUGUUGAGAGUGCUGUUUCAAAAGGAGCAGUCUGUUUGGAUGGAAGUCCACCGGCGUACCAUAUGGACCGAGGAUCCGGGGCAGGAGUUAAUAACUGGUUAAUCCAUGUUGAGGGAGGAGCGUGGUGCAAUAAUGUUACAAAUUGCCUUGCCCGUAGGGAUACUCGGUUAGGAUCUUCCACGAAAAUGGCAAAACAGGUUGCAUUUUCAGGGCUUCUGGGUAACCACCCUGUAAGAAAUCGAGACUUCUACAAUUGGAAUCGAGUAAAGGUUAUGUAUUGUGACGGGUCAUCCUUUACUGGUGAUGUUGAAGCCGUGGAUCCGAAAACCAAUCUUCACUUCAGAGGUGCAAGAGUCUUUCUGGCUGUUAUAGAGGAUUUACUCGCCAAAGGGAUGAAGGAUGCAAAAAAUGCCGUUUUGUCUGGAUGUUCAGCGGGAGGAUUGACUUCCAUAUUGCAUUGUGACCAAUUCAAAUCUCUUGUCCCGGCGAGUGCUAAAGUAAAAUGUUUUGCAGAUGCAGGUUACUUUAUUAACACAUUGGACGUUUCUGGAACUUCACACAUUGAGCAGUUCUAUGAUGAUGUUGUUGCCACACAUGGAUCAGCCAAGAGUUUGUCAGCUUCUUGCACGUCUAAAAUGAAACCAGGUUUGUGUUUCUUCCCUCAAAACAUGGCACAAUAUAUCCGAACACCGCUCUUCCUAAUCAAUGCAGCUUAUGAUGCCUGGCAGAUAAAGAACAUUUUGGCUCCUGGGGUUGCUGAUACACAUGGGACAUGGCAUAACUGCAAGGCUGACAUAACUAAAUGCUCUGGACCUCAGCUCACAAAAAUGCAAGGUUUUAGGAUGGAUUUUCUAAAGGCAUUAGAAGGACUUGGCCCUGCUUCAUUGAGAGGAUACUUCAUCAACUCUUGCUAUGCGCACUGUCAAACCGAAGUCCAGGAGACAUGGCUCACCACUACACCUCCUGUCUCUCCAAUGUUGGAUGGCAAGACGAUAGCUCAAGCAGUUGGAGAUUGGUAUUAUGACCGGAGUUCUUUCCAAAAUAUUGACAGGCCUUACCCUAGCGAUAAGACUUGCCACAAUAGAUUAUAUGAAUGAGCCAUUCUUUGAAUAUCCCAAAAAGUAUUGAUAGUUUUCAUUUAAAAUUGCAGCAAGUCUAGGGGCAUUAAAAGUGUUCUUUGCAGAGAAUAUGUUUCUCUAUAAUGUACACUUUGAAUAUCCUUUCAACUUACUCCUAUAAUAAAGGAAUAAUAUCACCACUAGAGAGGAUCUAGAGAGUUUGAUCUUAUAAAUAUGUAGUGUCCUUAAGAAGCGUAUGAUAUAAAGUUAGUUUGCAUUUAACUUGUAUGUAUUGUUUGUGUCAUACAUACCAUUGUCAUGUACUCCAUGUCUAUUAUAUAUACGAUGAUACAUUUCAUUGUUUUUGGUAACAUUAGUUACUAUCUUGUUUAAAAUGAGUGUACCAUUUUUUACUUGUUCAUUCAUUUUCUGUAUCUCUAAUGUUAUAUACUCCC